Messenger RNA from Andrographis paniculata, 1163 nucleotides. Its product is annotated as protein FLX-like 3. NCBI's taxonomy places the organism in Eukaryota, Viridiplantae, Streptophyta, Magnoliopsida, Lamiales, Acanthaceae. The record is from RefSeq and is a predicted model, not a curated record. The transcript has 4 exons. The coding region runs from base 267 to 1073 and encodes 268 amino acids.
UUGAGUUCUCCAAUGGAGAUGGUCUAGACUCUAGGGUUUGUUCUUCUCGGUCCAAAUCUAAGCCCAAUGAUCUACCGAUAUUGACGAUGCCCAUUACAUUUUACAGUUUCUCGAGGGAAUCGGCCCGCCGCUGCCGAAACUGCUAUCCGUCGCUUGGUUUUGGUCGCUGGACGUGAGCGGAAACUGUGUCGCUUCCAAUUCCGUCAGAUUCGACUUCAGGUGAACGCGUCUGAAUUUAUUCCGAGAACACAAACAGGCUUGUACCAAUGGCUGGGAGAAAUCGGAUGCCCCGCCGUCCUGAUAAUUAUCGAACUGUCCAUGAAGAUCCGCGUCUGAUUAGGGCACCAAUGCCCCACCCACCCUACCCCCGAGCACUAGAGGAAGAACUCGAACUCCAGCAAAGGGACAUUCAGAGACUUCUUGCUGACAACAGACACGUAAUUGACGACAAUGUGAUGCUUCAGAGGAACUUGACUGCCGUGAAAGACGAAAUCCACCGACUAAAUCAAGCGAUUCCUAAAAUGCACGCCGACAGAGAGGCGCACAAGAGGGAGCUUAUGGAUAGAACGCUGAAACUCGAGGCUGACCUUCGGGCUAUGGAUGCUUUGAGAUCCGACGCCGUCCAAUUACGCGCGGAAGCUCAGAAUCUGAAGUCGCAAAGGCAGGAAUUGUCGUCGCAGGUUCAAAAUCUCGGUAAGGACAUCAGUAAGCUGCAAACUGAGAACAAGAUUAUUGCUUCUUUGAAAAGUGACAUUGAUAAGAACAGUAAAGAGCUCCUCGACGCCAGGAGAGUCUUCGAAUAUGAGAAGAAAGGGAAUGAAGAGAUCGUGGAGCAGAAUCGACAACUGGAGAAUACCAUCGUUGCCAUGGCUCGAGAACUCGAAAAGUUACGGUCUGGAUUGAUCAGUGCUGACUCAAGGGCCCGGGGUGUUGGCGGGUAUCCAAUGGCUAAUAGAAGCCCCGAAACACUGUAUCCAGUCCCGGUUUCAGGUCCCGGUCCAGGUCCUUACGGCGACGUAUACAUUCCCCGAUCCUGGGGGCCGUACGAUCAACUCGGCCCUCCGCGACAUUGAGCCUCGACUAUCAUGUAAUUAAGCACCAUAGUUAUAUAUAUAUAUGUUGUCUGAAAACUCAGCCACAAUAAUGAGAAAUGGUUAUUCGAA